AUGUCAAACCCGCCGCCCGUUCCCGAACACACCUUGCCUGACCCCCUGGUGACACCUGCUACGCCUGCCCAUCAUGAUUGCUCGAAGACGGCCGAGCGAGCUCGGCCCAACCCACGUCACCACUCUUCGCAGGAUCAACACUUGUCCCAGGGGGCUCAACAGGAGCAAUCCCCAUCGCGUGCAGAAUCCCCCACAACUACCCAUCAAUGGUCCCAGCCUGGCUCCAACUUGGCCCUAAAAAGGGCGCCGACGGUCCCGCUGGAGAAAUUUCCCCGUCCCGACACUACUUACAGCCCACAACUGUCCGAGAGAGAUACGCCGCAACUACCCCACAAUUCCCCCCCCGAAAUCCCUUCCGACAAUGAGCGCCAGGUCAACUCGAUUCCUGGCCUGGAUGAUGUGUCUGGCUCUCUAGCUCCUCUCUCCAAGGUUUCUCCCCAUCGUUCUCACGUCGACCCUUCCCACAUGGAAGUUGACGUCCGCAGACACAUCCCAUUGCGCUCCUCUUCCCUCUUCUCCCCGGCCGAUGUCACCCGUUUGUCUCGGCUGCGCUCGUCUAUCUCGUCCGCAGACCAAGUGAAAGGCAAAGGGGUGCAGACGGGAGUUCAGUCGCGAUUGCCUGGGCCAUUGGAUGAAUCAGGUACGAAAACUAGUGGCUCACAAAGUUCCCUGGCUGAACGCAGUCUUCUCCCGUCCGUAUUAGACGAUGUCUCUCUGUCACCACAGUCUCUGACGCCCCCUGCCCCCGGUCAGGACUGGCCGAUGGUGAGCCCGGAGGCAGCACCUCAUACUUCACGGGCAGACUCUUCCCGGGGCAUUGCGUUGGACCGCAACUCUAGCAGAAGUCAUCGAGGUCGUGUGGACAGUUCCAUUGAAGCAGAUCUCAGCAACGUAGAGCCAGCCUCUCACGUCCGCAGCCGUAAGUCUAGUCAUUACUUAGGCUUGUUCAAGGAAAACACCACCUCGCCAGACCGCAAACGAAGAGAGGACCGUGCCCAACAGCACGAUGAGAUAUCCGAGCAGACCGAUCGUACCAUGGAAAUUGAACACCCGGCCUUACGCCUAGUGGCAGAGGAGGAAGGUUUACUUCGAAAAAGCAUCUCGCUCCCUUCGUUAGCCGAUGGACCUACGUUUGACCUGCCGCAGUCGGUCGAGUCAAGUCGCCAGACGGAGGAGGAUGAGCUUCACAAGCGUCGCCCACCGGUCUUGCCGCACAGUCUUUUGGAGGAAAUUCGAAACUUCCAUCUCACGCCCGGUGGAGGCCGAGGCUCUUCCUUCUCUAAGAGUAUCCCGACGCAGUAUGCUGAACGCGGUCGUGACUAUUUCCAGAAAGAGCCUCACAUAGACCGGUUUUCCGAGUCUUUAAGUUCUCUUGAAGAGGAGGACCGCCGCCCGUUAGCACGCUUUGAAGAUGAAGAAGAAGAGGAGAACGAGCAGAUUUCAUCUGCUCUAUACUUCCCCCACGAACGCAUUGCAGUUUCUGAAGGAGUUGAAGGUGCUCAGCCUUUAGUGGCAGACCCACAUGGCGCACAACCGGUGCAGCUAUCCGCUGCGGAGAAGGGCCAUGAGCUCAUGUUGGUCCCUCAAGAGCGAAGUGCCUCCCCUGAGCAGGAAGUCGGCCACGUGGAUAUCUCCUUCAGAUCUAAGACCGAAAGUAAGACGCUUUACGGCGAGCUUGGAGACAUCCGACAUCCGACCGAGGCCGUGCCGGAGAAGCCUUCGACUACGAUUUCCGAGCGCACCUAUGAGUCUACUUGCGAAUCCGAAGCCCCGUCAGCGGAUGAAAGUGGCUUAUCCGUUCACGACGAAUCCAGUUUGACCGAUGACGCGGAGUUGACGCCCACGGCAACUCCGACUCAGCGCCAUCGUUUCCCUCCUAAACCUAAGCGGAAGACUCCUGCCCCUCUGGGAGCAGUGGAGCUGAAGCCUUACCGGCAUCAGGUUGGCGGUCAUACGACCGUUUUCCGUUUCUCUAGACGUGCUGUUUGCAAGCAGUUGAAUAAUCGAGAAAAUGAAUUUUAUGAACGCAUUGAACGAAGACAUCCUGAUAUGCUAGUGUUUCUCCCAAGAUACAUCGGUGUUCUUAAUGUAACAUUCUCGAAGACUUCCAAGCGCCCUAAAAAUCGUCCGGACCAAGCCCAUGAUGCAUCCGAGGGAAUUCAUACUAAUGGAACCUCGUUGAAAUCCCAAGCCCUCGAAGCUCCCGAGCCCCAGCGGAUUGUAAGCCAGAAGCAAGUCACUGGCGUAAUUCCUAAAGUCAUCCUUGAGAAUAAUAGGCAUAUCAUCCCAGCCGAUCUUUUCUCUCGCACCCACCGACCGCGUCUGAUAGAUGAUACAAUGCUGGGGCGACCUCGCUCAGCCGAUGGUUUGGGCAAGCUAUCUACCGAAUCCGAUCCAUCCUUGAGGAAGCAGAACAAGAUUUGGGGAGCUACCACGGUCAACCGACAGCUGCAAGAGCAAGUUCUGCGGGAAGUCUUCAGCCCACCAGCGAUCCAUCAACAUCGACGUCAUGCUCGCGGGCAUCUUCAGCUACCCCGGGCUUCUUCUGAUGUCUCUCGUCGCCGCGGGAAUUUGUCAGAAGAUCACACGGCGAGCAGCCGCCCCUCGCCCCUUACCAAGAUAGACGCUCCACAAACUGCUGCAUUGAACAUCAUGUCACGCUCUGCCGAGGGUCACACACUCUCAUCAUCUGCCUCUACUGCCCUGGAAGAGAAUCGCAGCCGACUUGAGAAUGUGAAAACCCAAGACCAGCCGAAUCGGUCGAAUUCGCUCAACCGAGGCCAGCAGGUACGACGACGUCACUCGGGAGGUGGUCUCCAACGACGCGGUAGUCUCAACAGCCAUAAUACUGGUGAUCUCAUGUUCUUCGACGAUGAAGGUUAUGGUGGCGAUAAGGAGGAUGAAAUCUUUUCGAUGGAGGGUGAUGCCCUCGUCCCCCCUAAGGAGCCCUCAGCAAUCAAGCCUUCAUCCUCCCCCUCUUCGGAAAGCACCUCGGUCAGUGAGCAAAACUCCACGGGUCGGUCAAUUCGAGAGCCCUCUAAGAGUUCGCGAGCUACGGUCAAGGAUGACGAAGAAGACGUCGGCGCCCAUCUUCCAAGCAAUCCCAAGGAAGCCCAACUGAGGAAGGAUGAACGUGUCCAGUUUUUCCUUCUCCUGGAAGACCUCACGGCUGGCAUGAACAAACCAUGCGUUCUCGACCUCAAAAUGGGCACUCGACAAUAUGGUAUUGAGGCAACUGAGAAGAAAAAGAAAUCUCAGAGGCGCAAGUGUCAGUCAACAACGUCACAGCAACUAGGCGUUCGUCUCUGUGGUAUGCAAGCCUGGAACGUCAAGAAACAAGAGUACAUCUUCGAAGACAAAUACUUUGGUCGAGACUUGAAGUCUGGCCGGGAAUUCCAGGAUGCUCUCACCAGAUUCCUCUAUGAUGGGGUGAGCUACACCAGUGUCGCUAAGAAGAUACCGAUAAUCCUCGAGAAGCUAUCUCUCUUGGAACAUAUGAUCCGGAAGCUGGAUCGAUACCGGCUCUAUGCUAGCAGUCUAUUGAUUUUGUACGAUGGAGAGCAGGCGACACCCCCGCAAACUCCUAGUCAUCCUAGCGAACCACGUCCGCCCCGACGUCAGGCAUCUGAGGACGGCCAUAACAAUUUUGACGUCCAGCUAAAGAUCGUUGACUUUGCCAACUGCGUGACUGGCGAAGAUGAAUUACCCCCAGACACACCUUGUCCACCCCACCACCCUCAGGACAUUGAUCGUGGAUACCUGCGUGGUCUCCGCACUCUACGAAUGUACUUCCAACGGAUCAUGAGAGAGAUCACGCAAGACGAGUUUGUGGAACGCGGCGAGGGCGAAGCAAUUGCGCUCGGUUCCCAACCCGCUGUCCGUGAAUCUUCCUCUGAUCAGUUUUGGGAUGAGAAUGUGAUGGAGACUGAUGCGGGUGAAGUCAGCUUCUGA
Penicillium cataractarum is the source of this 3951-nucleotide messenger RNA. RefSeq names its product inositol polyphosphate kinase KCS1. Gene Ontology annotation, cellular component: cytoplasm; nucleus. Gene Ontology annotation, molecular function: inositol hexakisphosphate kinase activity. Gene Ontology annotation, biological process: phosphatidylinositol phosphate biosynthetic process; inositol phosphate biosynthetic process. The coding region runs from base 1 to 3951 and encodes 1316 amino acids. The transcript is spliced from 3 exons. Lineage: Eukaryota; Fungi; Ascomycota; Eurotiomycetes; Eurotiales; Aspergillaceae. The record is from RefSeq and is a predicted model, not a curated record.